CGGGGCGGGAAUCGGGAAAUUUCGUGAAAGUGAGUUGGAAUACAGAGUCACAGUCACAGACACUCCGCCCAGCUAGCCAGUGUUUUGCAUAGCAAUAUUCAGUACCCGCAAACCUAGCUGGUUCCUCUCGGAGCUUGCACUGCGCGUGAGUUUGACCUAUCACACGCGGACACACAUUAUUUGUUAUAUAUCAUGAAGCACUCAGUCUCCUGUAGGCAUCUGACAGCGUAUCAGGAUAACAAGUCUAUUACUGCCAUUCUCUGGUUAACACAACCAGCGUAUAGCAUACACACAACUGUCUGCUAUCAACGAUGUAUGAAUCUACAAGGUACUGAAACAUCACGAGUCAAAGUUUAUGCUAAUACAAACUCUCACACAUGUGCGGACAAAAUGGAGGCCGAUACUAGUAGUACGUGUAUGUCUACAUGUCCAGGAAGUGAUACAGGGACCGCAACUGUACAUACUAUAAUAGUUAUCUGGGAGUGUAUAGAUGCACAUGGACAUGAUUCUCAUACAGUCGGGCUCAGAGAGCUUGCUAACUUGACUAUCCCAGAAAAGGUCAAUGUGCGCGAUAUAACCUGUGAUGUCAGUGAGGAGAAUAUAGUACUAGAUAUCCGGAAGCGGUGCUGCAAUCAAUUGGAUUCCGUUGUUGUUGGCCUUAAUGGAAACGUGGAGAAGGUGGACAACUGA
Sphaeroforma arctica JP610 is the source of this 690-nucleotide messenger RNA. RefSeq lists its product as hypothetical. The record is from RefSeq and is a predicted model, not a curated record. Lineage: Eukaryota; Ichthyosporea; Ichthyophonida. Bases 193 to 690 code for a protein of 165 amino acids. The transcript has 2 exons.